AUGGGCAGCUGCAGCUCUGUGGACGCAGGUAUGCCGGAGCUGUCGGUCGUGUGACUUCAGGUCAGCUAGUCUGGAACGGCUCACUGCAAAAGGGUGGAUGACCGUGAGGCAGCGAGGUCUUGAGCAAUGACGCCAGAGCGGUCAUGAUGGCUGCCCGCUACAAGAUCAACCUCUUGGUUCAAUUGUCGAGAAUGACGAGCUCGACCGCCUUCCGGCCAGUUGAACCCAGCAAUAACUUGCGCGUGAAUGUCCUUAUUAUAUAGGAGGCUUGCGUUGCAUCUGCCGAACUCACACGCCCCAGACUACCCUCUCUUUUCAGUGGCGAUACCAUAUUAAAAGUAUCGGAAGUAUGGGUGGGCGCGGUAGCUGACAAAACGAGGCAGCCCGUCUACGAGUACCAAACACGGACUGGUCCUUACUUCACUUUCAUUGGGAUUCGUUUAUGGGGCUCUCGGAUUUUGCAUCAUUGCGACUGGUAUUGCGGCCACAUUUGAGAGUAAACACUGAGGCUUUAGCCUCAGUUCUAAGUAGAACCGCGAUGUCCCAUACAUUGACCAUCCCUAUGUUUCAACAUGGUCUUGCAUGAAUGCUCACGUGACGCGUCCUUGGGGCUGUGCAGGCAGGAAAGGCAGUCUUGACGAAUGCGUGCUGGGGUCCCAGACACCGAAAUGGAUUUGCACAGGACUUAGUAGGCUAGCGCGUGAUUCGUAUGUGCGGUACCAUUGAAAACAAGUAGGAACUAUGUCCGAACUGUAGUUGCUGUCCUUGUUGUUGAUAUCGUUUUCGCGAUCAUUGUUGCUGUUAAUGAUGAUGAUGAUGGUGGUGGUGGUGGUGGUGGUGGUGGUGGUGGUGGUGGUGGUGGUGAUGAUGAUGAUGAUGAUGAUGAUGAUGAUGAUGAUGAUGAUGAUGAUGAUGAUGAUGAUGAUGAUGAUGAUGAUGAUGAUGAUGAUGAUGAUGAUGAUGAUGAUGAUGAUGAUGAUGAUGAUGGCAAUUGCAGAAAGGGCGCCCACAGCAAAGCUGGUGGUGGUGUUUUACGCUGUGAAACAUGGUUUCGUCGUGUCGAUAACACAUUGUGUUCGGCCAGUCCGUGCUUUGAAUGUCCGUUGAGAGCUUGGACAUGGCGGCAGGGGUUGGAUACAAACGCAACUAGUCAGCGUGGCUUAGGUUUGGUGGACCCCUGAUAUUUGAUUGACCAUGAAAACGAGUGUUCCGCUGUUUGCGGCAGUGCGCCAUUCCUGCUAAUUUUCCGCGAGACAUUUGCAAUUCCCACCGUUGAUUUAUGUGGACUUAAGAGAGGUAUUUUGAGUUUCUUUGUACCGUCCUUAAGGGCGCUAUGCAGCAAAGUCAGACGUAUUCGCCUCCGGAGGGGCCAACUGUCAACACAUAGAGGAGAGUUGUCAUGCCAGACUCUCGCCAACUGUCCAAUACUCGAACCCGCAGUAAUUGAGUAUAUUUUUUCACCUCGAAAGAGGUACAGUCAGUGAUCGGUCUCAUGAAAUGAGUUUUCGGUUUUCGGUCGCGCAAAGAUGUCGGUUUUAGAUUGAACUUCCUUCCUGCUGCCUGCAAAAACUGCAGUCGGCAAAAAACGGCUACUUAAGUGACGUAGGAUUUCUUCCACUGAUUUUCAAGCUCCCUGUAAAUUCAAAUAUAUUUUGUAGAAAACUCGCGCAUAAAGAUGCCUUCGUGCCGAUACACCAGACUAUCUUGCAUUUAUCCACUUGUUCACCAUUCUUGAACUUAUUGUUUGUUUAUCUGAUUGGAAGGAACUCGGCUCAACGCGACGUGCAAGACAUGUGUUGGACUGCCAGGUCGUUUGACAGUUAGUUAUUUAUUCUCCCAUAACUCCUGCCUUGCCCUGAUAUCAAUAACAUGGGAUUGACAACCGUGUCCUUCACGUUCACAACGCCUUCAUUCACUCAUUUGACAGCACGUUACGUCUUCUUCAAAUCGUUCAUUUAGAGAAAGGACAUAUUUUGGUUUUAAGAACGCUUUUCAAUUCCGGAAUAAUUUUUAGCUAGACCCGCUGUUGCAUUUGCGUUCGAUGCUUACAGCCUGUGCUGCACAAGCAGGCUGAGCAGGCACGGUGACUUGCGCGUGAUUUAGUUUACAGUGAACGUAGAUUUGCGCAGCAUCUGUCACACUCUCUCCGCCCCCCCCCCGCCUCCCCCCACCUGGACUCGGUGUCAAGACAUAGUUAAGAAGACCGGAGACGGUGGAGGGCGCAAGUGGAUGACACGGUCGAGCCCGCGCCUUGGCGCUCCAACCCACAUCCCCUUGUUCACACAACUAAUAACCCGGUUUUGACCAAGAACAAAGAAUGGAGGGUGGCACGGGCGAAGCUGCAUCUAGGCGUGCCGCCACAGCUGGCUCGGAUCCCACGGAGCUGGAGUUCCAUCAAGGCCGCAUUAGGAAGCAACCAUUGCAGCCUGACUCUCAGACCACCUGUUGGCCACUCCAGUCAAACACACAACACUGGGACGACUGCGAGGUUCAAGUUAUCCCGUCAGUUGGCAACCUUCUAAGCAACGGCUUUUAG
Molecule: messenger RNA, 2536 nt
Organism: Spirometra erinaceieuropaei
Lineage: Eukaryota; Metazoa; Platyhelminthes; Cestoda; Diphyllobothriidea; Diphyllobothriidae
Source: the annotation of a GenBank genome assembly